This is a messenger RNA of Mucor velutinosus, 1968 nucleotides long. RefSeq lists its product as uncharacterized. The transcript is spliced from 2 exons. The coding region runs from base 1 to 1968 and encodes 655 amino acids. Gene Ontology annotation, cellular component: SBF transcription complex; MBF transcription complex. Gene Ontology annotation, molecular function: transcription regulator activity; protein binding; DNA binding. Lineage: Eukaryota; Fungi; Mucoromycota; Mucoromycetes; Mucorales; Mucoraceae. The record is from RefSeq and is a predicted model, not a curated record.
AUGGCACAAAUAUACAAAGCAACUUACUCUGGUGUGCCUGUCUAUGAGUUUAAUUGUAACAAUGUGGCUGUCAUGAGGAGAAGAUCAGACUCGUAUCUCAACGCGACACAAAUCCUCAAGGUAGCAGAAUUUGAUAAACCACAAAGAACCCGAAUCCUGGAAAGAGAAGUGCAAACUGGCCAACAUGAAAAGGUGCAAGGAGGCUACGGAAAAUAUCAGGGCACCUGGGUCCCUUUUGAAAGAGGAGUUGCUUUGGCAGAACAUUAUCAUGUGGACGCCAUUUUGCGACCGAUUUUCGACUAUGUCAAGGGCGAUGUCAGUCCUCCAUUAGCACCCAAACAUGUCACUGCAGCUUCGUCUCGACCACGAAAACCACGCAAUACAGAACCCAAACGAAAAAAGGUCAUUGUCAAGCGUAUGCUCACUGAAGAGGACAUGGAUGUAGACAUGGAGUACCACCAUGAUUUCAACAAUGCUCUUUUUACUGAACAGUUUUUCGCAGACAACAUGCACAACAAUAACAAGCGUCCCCGUCCAUUAGAGGAUUUUUCAGGUCAAGACAUGGAAAUGGCGCAUGAUCGCUCGUAUGCUCAAAAACUGCUGCAAUAUUUCAUCUCGGACGAUAAUGGGAUUCCAGCCAUCUUACUCAGACCACCCGCUGAUUUGGAUGUCAAUGUGAUUAUCGACGAUGAAGGGCACACGAGUUUGCAUUGGGCAGCUGCCAUGGGAAGACUCAAGCUGGUCAGCAUAUUGAUUGAUCUAGGGGCAGACAUUUAUCGGGUCAAUUACAAAGGGCAGACUGCACUGAUGCGAUCUGUACUAUUUACCAACAAUUUUGAUGCCAAGUCAUUUCUAUUUCUGAUUGAUAUGCUUAAAAAAACCAUUUUCAACAUUGACAAAAAGGACCAGACGGUAUUUCACCAUGUUGCAGCAACAGCCAGUUGGAAGGGAAAAGUGCACGCCUCGAGAUAUUACAUGGAAUGUCUGAUAGAAACACUGGCAAGCAACCAAUCUGAGUUGAUAUCUAUUCUCAAUGUGCAGGAUGUGUAUGGUGAUACGGCUUUAUCCAUUGCAGCAAGAAUAGGCAACAAGAAGCUGGUGCGAUUGCUAAUUGAUGCUGGUGCCAGUGCCGAAAUUGCCAAUGAAGAGGGCAUGACAGCGCAGGAUUAUCUAUCUGAAGUAGAGAGGAACAACCGAUGCCAGCCCCCAGCGCAAGCAGCACCCAGCACAACAGACGAUAUAUACCAACGCAAUGAUCAUCGAGUCGAACUGGCAGCACGAACCAAGUUACGACACACGGUGGAAGGCUUGUUUAAAAAGAUCUUGGUGGGCGACAGGACACAACCACCCAUUGUAUCUCAGGUGUUUGACGGUUUGGCAGGCAACUAUGAGCGAGAUUUGAUACAAAAGGACCACUUGAUCAAGGAAAAGAAGAAUGAUUUGGAGCUGGCAAAGAAACGACUUGCAGGCACAGAGCACACAUUUGAGCAGAUUCAGUACGAUCCAACAAGGAUGCAGAUUGUGGAGCAUGCAUCUCAAAAGCUAAGCAAAUUACUGGUCAAGCAGACACUGGUGAUUCAAAAGGAGUUGAUUGACAGUCUGAUUAGCGAAUACAAGCAAGAGCCACCCGCAGAAAACAAGGACAAUGCGGAUCCGGCAGCACUCUUGGCAGAGCUAAAGCAACUACAGCAAGAUAGAAAAAAACACACAGAGACUUUGAUGCAGCUAUUACUGAAAACACCCAGCAAACGACAUCAAGAAUACAAGCGACUGAUAUCCAUGUGCUGCAAUGUCUCGUAUGAAAAUGUUGAUUUGAUGCUACUACCUCUAUUAUCGUCAUUUAAUGAAUUGGAUGUGCCAAGUGAGCCAGUGGAACAAUUGGCGGAUCCGUCGAUGGCUCCGUUAGCGAAUCAAGAUGGAGCAAGAUCAAAAGGAAAAGAGCGCGAACAGAGUCUACCUCAAUCAUGA